Penicillium verhagenii is the source of this 1584-nucleotide messenger RNA. RefSeq names its product unc-93 family MFS transporter. The transcript is spliced from 3 exons. Gene Ontology annotation, biological process: transmembrane transport. Lineage: Eukaryota; Fungi; Ascomycota; Eurotiomycetes; Eurotiales; Aspergillaceae. Gene Ontology annotation, molecular function: transmembrane transporter activity. The record is from RefSeq and is a predicted model, not a curated record. Bases 1 to 1584 code for a protein of 527 amino acids.
AUGGCUACCCCCGAGCCUGAGCAGCUACAUGCUCCAGAUCCUCCGGCUGCCCCGGAGAAACACAUUGAACAAAUGAAUAUGGAAGAUCCAGAGACUGCCAUGGAUCAUGCGGUGGUGGGAAAACCGUGGAUGUAUAAGCCGAUGCUGAAAAUUGGCAAUUGGGAGGCUCCCUGGUUCGCAUCGCCCGAGACCCAACUGAUCCUCGUAUCUUUUGUCUGUUUCCUCUGCCCUGGCAUGUUCAAUGCUGUCAAUGGUCUGGGUGGUGGCGGUCAAGUCAAUGCGACCGAUGUGAACAAUUCCAACACCGCCCUCUACAGUACCUUUGCCGUCGUCGGCUUUUUUGCGGGCUCCAUCGCCAAUCGUAUCGGUCUCCGCCUCACCUUGUCCCUCGGUGGCUUCGGAUAUUUCCUUUAUGUCGCCGCCCUUCUCUCCUAUAAUAUCAACCAGAAUGCGGGCUUCCUCAUCUUUGCCGGUGCAUUACUCGGUGUCUGUGCCGGUCUGCUCUGGUGUGCCCAAGGUGCCGUGAUGAUGAGCUACCCCCACGAACACGAAAAGGGUAAAUAUAUCGCCAUCUUCUGGGUCAUUUUUAAUCUGGGUGGAGUCAUUGGCAGUUUAAUCCCCUUGGGUCAAAAUAUGCACAGCACAGCUGGUAAUGUCGACAACGGCACUUACAUUGCUUUCCUGGUCUUGAUGGCCCUGGGAUUUGCCCUUUGCUGGACCAUCGCCGACUCCAAAUACAUCAAGCGAAAGGAUGGUUCACGCAUCAUUGUUAUCAAGAACCCUACCUGGAAAUCCGAGUUUCUGGGUCUUUGGGAGACCUUACGUUCCGACUCGUAUAUCGUUCUGAUGUUCCCCAUGUUCUUGGCCAGUAAUUGGUUCUAUGGCUAUCACUUCAAUUCUGUCAACCUCGCCUACUUCACCGUUCGCACCCGUGCUCUCAACAGUCUCCUCUACUGGCUGAUGCAGAUGGUGGGUGCCUUCAUUUUCGGUCAGCUGCUCGAUAUGAAGUUCCUCUCCCGUCCCGCCCGCGCCAAGGUCAAUUUUGGAAUUCUUCUCGCCAUCACCAUGGGAAUCUGGGGUGGUGGCUAUACCUUCCAGAAACAAUAUACCCGCGCUACCGUCAAGGCCGAUAUGGAUUUCAUGGACAGCGGUUAUGUUGGGCCCAUGUUCUUGUACAUGUUCUAUGGCUUCUAUGAUGCCGCAUUCCAGACCUGCACUUAUUGGUACAUGGGCUCCCUUUCCAACAACAGCCGCAAGUUGGCAAACUUUGCUGGUUUCUAUAAAGGUAUUCAGUCUGCCGGUGCAGCUGGAAUGUGGAGAAUGGAUGCCCAAAAGACCCCCUUUAUGACAGAGUUCGCCUCUUGCUGGGGUCUUCUCGUUGGCAGCAUGCUUGUUGCCUCGCCUAUAAUCUUCUUCAAGGUGAAGGAUAGCACUGCCAUCGAGGAUGACUUGCGCUUUUCAGACGAAACCACUGCCGACGUUCUUGGAGACACCACCGUACAACAUGACGACUAUGAAAAGCCCGAGUCCCACGAGGAUACUUCCAACAAGACGUCCCACGAAGAUACUUCCAACAAGUCUUAA